CUACUUCUGAACCCAAAAGAAGCAAACUGGUUGUCUGUUAGUGAAACCUCUUCAAAGUUUCUUUCUUACAAUGAAAACAGAGAUAGAUGGGCUGUGGGUUUUCGCCAUCGCUGCGAAAUGCAGAGCGUUUUCGUAUGAUAACUAUGUCUCAUCUUUGUGUAUCUUGGUUUUAGUUUGGCUAGGGAUGGUCUUCCUCUACUGGGCUUACCCAGGAGGGCCAGCUUGGGGAAGGUAUGGAUGGAAAAGAGGGCCAGGGCAGAAGCCAAAGCCCAUACCGGGGCCAAGGGGUCUCCCUGUUUUAGGAAGCAUGAACCUUAUGGCCAAUCUAGCUCACCGACGGUUGGCUUCCACUGCGGAACGCUACGGAGCUAAGCGGCUCAUGGCUUUCAGCCUCUGUGAGACGCGUGUCAUCGUGACUUGUAACCCAGAUGUAGCCAAGGAGAUCCUCAAUAGCUCUGUCUUCGCAGAUCGCCCAGUGAAAGAAUCUGCUUACAGCCUCAUGUUCAACAGAGCAAUUGGGUUUGCUCCUUACGGUGUUUACUGGCGCACCCUUCGCAGAAUUGCAGCAACUCAUCUCUUUUGUCCCAAACAGAUCAGCAGCUCCAAAGCCCAGAGGUUCCAAAUCGCCUCUCAGAUGGUGUCCAUGUUCCACAGUUCUACGGAUGAAAUUCGUGUCCGAGACGCUCUGAAGCGGGCUUCUCUUAGUAACAUCAUGUGCUCUGUUUUUGGAUGGCAAUACGAACUCAAUUCCUCAAACAACGAAACUGAUGAACUGAGAGGGUUGGUUGAAGAAGGGUACGAACUGCUAGGUAAGCUCAACUGGUCCGACCAUCUGCCUUGGCUGUAUUGGUUCGACCCUCAACAUAUCCGACUCAGAUGCUCAAAACUUGUUCCCAAAGUAAACAAGUUCGUGAACAAGAUCAUCGCCGAGCAUAGAGCUCAAGCUCCAACUGGCCACAAAGAGAAAAUUGCCACAGACUUCGUCGACGUUUUACUUUCGCUUCAAGGACCUGAUAAGUUAUCGGAACCCGACAUGAUUGCCGUCCUCUGGGAGAUGAUAUUUAGGGGAGCAGAUACGGUGGCAGUUCUGAUAGAGUGGAUACUAGCAAGGAUGGCACUCCAUCCUGAAAUCCAAUUAAAAGUCCACGAAGAGCUCGACAGAGUAGUAGGGAAAUCACGACCGGUGACGGAAGAGGAUAUUCAGUCUAUGGUGUACCUGUCGGCGGUAGUGAAGGAAGUUCUCAGGCUACACCCACCAGGUCCACUCCUCUCAUGGGCCCGGUUAGCAAUCACGGAUACGACCGUCGAUGAUCGACACGUGCCAGCCGGGACAACCGCCAUGGUUAACAUGUGGGCCAUCAGCCGAGACCCAAACGUGUGGGCGGACCCGCUGGACUUUAAGCCCGAAAGGUUCGUAACCAAGGACGGUGAGGUGGAGCUCUCGGUAUUAGGUUCAGACAUGAGACUAGCUCCUUUCGGGUCGGGCAGGCGAGUCUGUCCGGGAAAAGUUCUGGGGUUGACCACAGUAAUCUUUUGGGUGGCGUCGCUGUUACACGAGUUCAAGUGGGUGGCGUCAGGUCAGAAUCCGGUUGACCUAUCGGAAGUGCUUAGGCUGUCAUGUGAGAUGGCCAUUCCUCUCACCGUUAAACUGCGGCCUCGGUGUGGUUAAAAGACAAAUUA
Molecule: messenger RNA, 1680 nt
Organism: Telopea speciosissima
Lineage: Eukaryota; Viridiplantae; Streptophyta; Magnoliopsida; Proteales; Proteaceae
Product: cytochrome P450 78A9-like
Exons: 2
Coding region: 71-1669 (532 amino acids)
Molecular function (GO): heme binding; iron ion binding; monooxygenase activity
Source: RefSeq, a predicted model, not a curated record